UAGCUCUCGAGAACUACCUACUUUAUUCGCCAUCAUGAGCGCCUCCAGCGAAAAACGAGCCCGCAAACCCCAGCUACAGACCCAACCUCUCCCCCCCAAGCAAGCCGACCAUGGCAAAGACUCGGAUUCCCGCGCCGAGUAUGAGUUCUGCGGCCCAUUGGGCGUCAGCGCCAUGAUUAUUGGCUUCCCGCUCCUAAUGUGGUACAUGUACGUCGGCGCCAUAUGCUACAACGGGCGUCUCCCGCUACCGGCCGAAGACCAGUCUCUGCCAGACUUCGUGCGCGGGGUUGCAGGUCUCGCGUACACGCACGCGUAUCCGCAUCGCAGAGCCUGGGUUAUCUACUGGACGUUCCUGGUCUUCGAGGCGCUAGGCUAUAUGUUCCUCCCCGGCGUCUACGGCAAGGGUAAACUGCUCCCGCAUCUAGGUAAGCAGCUGGACUACUACUGCUCCGGCAUCUGGUCGUGGUAUCUCACGAUCGCGGGCGCUUUGGUGUUGCACUUUUCCGGACUCUUCAGGCUGGACACACUCAUUAACGAGUUUGGGCCGCUGAUGUCGGUCGCGAUUAUCAGUGGCUUUUUGGUCGCGAUCGUGGGGUAUGUCUCCGCUUUUGCGCGAGGUGUGCAGCAUCGUAUGACAGGCAACCAUGUCUACGACUUUUUUAUGGGCGCGGAGCUGAAUCCGCGCUUGUUUAGCUGGCUGGACUUUAAGAUGUUCCAGGAGGUGCGUAUUCCUUGGUAUAUGCUUUUCCUGCUCUCGCUUGGUGCUGCGUUGAAGCAGUACAAUGAGCUAGGCUAUGUUUCCGGUGAGGUUUGUUUCAUCCUCAUGGCACACUUUCUGUAUGGCAAUGCCUGCGCAAAAGGCGAAGAACUUAUUAUCACGAGCUGGGACAUCUACUACGAGAAAUGGGGUUUCCUGCUCAUCUUCUGGAACCUGGCCGGUGUUCCAUUAACAUACUGCCACUGCACUAUCUACCUCGCCACCCAUCAUCCCUCGGAAUACCACUGGAGCCGAGGAUCUUUGGCUCUCUUGUUUACGACUUAUCUCUUCGCCUACUGGGUCUGGGACACAGCCAACAGCCAGAAAAACAUGUUCAGGGCCAUAGAGCGCGGCAGCGAACUUAAUAGGAAGACUUUCCCGCAACUCCCAUGGAAGUUCGUCAAGGACCCCAAGGUUGUUCACACGGACACGGGGGACAACAUCUUGUGCGAUGGAUGGUACGGAAUGGCGCGUAAGGUCCACUACACCUGUGAUUGGUUCUUCGCUUUCUCGUGGGGCCUUAUCACUGGCUUUAACUCGCCAUUUCCGUGGUUUUACUCAGCUUUCUUUACGGUUAUGAUUAUCCAUCGUGCUCGAAGAGAUAUUAGAAGGUGCCGGAAGCGGUAUGGUGCUGCUUGGGAGAAAUAUGAGCGCCAGGUGCCGUAUCUUUUCAUUCCUUACGUGUUCUAAGGAUUUUCUGGAACACAACCACGACAUCGUAUAACAGGCCUCGUCUUUAAUAUUGGAAGUAACGUUUUGAUAGCUCUUGAAGGUUUGCUUCUACAACCCAUAGUUUUGGUUUUUUGCUGGU
This is a messenger RNA of Aplosporella prunicola CBS 121167, 1568 nucleotides long. RefSeq lists its product as uncharacterized. Gene Ontology annotation, biological process: ergosterol biosynthetic process. The transcript is spliced from 5 exons. Gene Ontology annotation, cellular component: endoplasmic reticulum membrane. The coding region runs from base 35 to 1447 and encodes 470 amino acids. NCBI's taxonomy places the organism in Eukaryota, Fungi, Ascomycota, Dothideomycetes, Botryosphaeriales, Aplosporellaceae. The record is from RefSeq and is a predicted model, not a curated record. Gene Ontology annotation, molecular function: Delta24(24-1) sterol reductase activity.